Messenger RNA from Candoia aspera, 1247 nucleotides. RefSeq names its product olfactory receptor 10AG1-like. The record is from RefSeq and is a predicted model, not a curated record. Gene Ontology annotation, molecular function: G protein-coupled receptor activity; olfactory receptor activity. Gene Ontology annotation, biological process: G protein-coupled receptor signaling pathway; detection of chemical stimulus involved in sensory perception of smell. NCBI's taxonomy places the organism in Eukaryota, Metazoa, Chordata, Lepidosauria, Squamata, Candoiidae. The coding region runs from base 199 to 1146 and encodes 315 amino acids. The transcript has 2 exons. Gene Ontology annotation, cellular component: plasma membrane.
UAUGGUGGAAUCUAUAAGCUGGCACUUUUGGCUUUAUCGUUUAUGGUAACGUGAGAGGUUAGAGCGUGUCACCAGCAAGGAGACAGAAGUUCAUCUUUGUAUUAAACAGCGGCAGCAAACAGAGAAAUGGAUAAUUUAUCAUUGGUGAUUCUUUGUUGUCUCUUAUGUUUGCAGAUGAGUCAUUAUCUGAUAUGAACUAUGUCCAAUCAGUCUUCGCUGGUGAGUGAGUUCAUCUUUGCUGGGUUUUCUGAACUGCCACAACUGCGGGCGACCCUCUUUGUUCUGGUUUUAUCCAUGUAUGCCAUGUCCCUUGCUGGAAAUACUGUCAUCACCACUGUGAUCAGGCUCAGUCCGACCCUUCAUACACCCAUGUACUUUUUCUUGACCAACCUUUCGCUCUUAGAAAUAUGCUACACAACUGCCAUUGUUCCUAAGAUGCUAGCAAGCCUGAUGUCAGAGCAUGGGAAGAAUGCUCUCUGGGGCUGCGCUACCCAGAUGUAUUUCUUCACCCUGUUUGGAAUUACAGAAUGCUGUCUCCUUGCAGCCAUGGCCUAUGACCGCUAUGUGGCUAUCUGUAACCCCUUGCGUUAUUCCACCAUCAUGAACCCAGCAGCCUGUGUCCAGCUCUCAGUAGCCUCCUGGUCAGUGGGACUGAUGGUGGGGCUGGGUCAGACCAACUAUGUCUUUAGCUUGACCUUCUGUGGCCCCAAUAGGAUCAACCACUUCUUCUGUGACAUCCCCCCACUCCUGACACUGGCUUGUGGUGACACCUCCAGAAACGUAAUUGCCGUAUAUAUGGUAGCUCUCCUUUUUAUUACAGCACCUUUCCUGCUGAUCCUUACCUCUUAUGUCUAUGUUGUCAUCUCUGUUUUGAAGAUGCCAUCAGCUGAGGGCCGUCAGAAAGCUUUCUCCACCUGUUCCUCUCACCUCAUUGUGGUCUCGCUAUUUUAUGGGUCAGGCAUUAUCACAUACCUUCGGCCCAAAUCCAGCUAUUCGGCCGAGAGUGACAAACUGUUGGCCCUGUUCUAUACAGUUGUGUCAUCCAUGCUGAACCCCAUAAUUUACAGCCUGAGGAACAAGGAGGUUAAGGUGGCUCUGAGAAGAAUGAUAAGCAACAAAUUGUGCUGUUCAGAAGAACAAAAGUGACUGUUAUUGGAAUGGUUCGGCAUCCUGUGACCUCCUGCACUUAUCCACAUAAUCCUUCCUUGAAUAUUUUUUCCUGACAAAAACUAGUUAUCACCUACAUU